UGUCCGUAGGAUGACCAGCCCCAGUCGCAGCAGCAGCACCCGUUUUACAUCUUCGGAAGUUUACCUGCUCAACAACAACAACAACAGCAGCAACAGCAACAUCAUCAGCCACAGCAAUUUCAGCAACAGCAACAACAGCAACAGCCUCAACAAGCCCCGAAAAUGGAUGGCGCUCAAGCGCGUGACCUAUACCCGGCCGCACCCGGCUGCUGGUGAGCCGGUGCGAGUAGGAGGGCGCGGUGGGAUGCAUCGAAGCAUGCGCGUGAGCGCGCGUGGAGCUCCCGAUCGCUGUAGAUCUUGGUGGUAGUAGCAAAUAUUCAAAUGAGAACUUUGAAGACUGAGGUGGAGAAAGGUUCCAUGUGAACAGCAGUUGCACAUGGGUUAGUCGAUCCUAAGAGAUGGGGUAACUCCUUGAGAACGGCGCGGUUCUCCCCGCGCCGCCCAUCGAAAGGGAAUCGGGUCAAAAUUCCCGAACCGGGGACAUGGCAGCUGGCGGCAACGCGAGCGAAUCCGGUUACGUCGGCGGGGGCUCCGGGGAAGAGAUGUCUUUUCUUUUUCACAGCUCGAUGGCCCUGAAAUCGGCUUGCACGGAGAUAGGGCCUGCGCAGCUGGUAAAGCACCGCACGUCUCGCGGUGUCUGGACCGCCCCCAACGGCCCUUGAAAAGCCGGAGGAGCGAAUACUGCUCACGCACGGUCGUACUCAUAACCGCAUCAGGUCUCCAAGGUGAAUAGCCUCUGGUCAAUGGAUUAAUGUGGGUAAGGGAAGUCGGCAAAACGGAUCCGUAACCUCGGGAAAAGGAUUGGCUCCGAG
Closterium sp. NIES-67 is the source of this 812-nucleotide messenger RNA. The record is from the annotation of a GenBank genome assembly. NCBI's taxonomy places the organism in Eukaryota, Viridiplantae, Streptophyta, Zygnematophyceae, Desmidiales, Closteriaceae.